This is a messenger RNA of Trypanosoma cruzi, 1221 nucleotides long. RefSeq lists its product as uncharacterized. Lineage: Eukaryota; Euglenozoa; Kinetoplastea; Trypanosomatida; Trypanosomatidae. The transcript has a single exon. Bases 1 to 1221 code for a protein of 406 amino acids. The record is from RefSeq and is a predicted model, not a curated record.
AUGGCAAAUAACACAAUCGCUGCAUUGUCGUGUGAUCGUUACUCUCUCUUUGGUGAGAAAUGUGUAGAUGUGGGCGUGUGCAGGAGCACUGGGGUUCGUAUUUGGCUUUGCUACCAAACAUUUGGGAAGCGAGAUGCCGCGGGUGGCGUGGUGCUUCUUAUCAUGGGCCUUGCCUCUCCUUCCCUGCUAUGGGAUAUGAAGUUUUGUGAAUGUUUGGCAUCACGUGGGUAUUAUGUCAUUCGGUUUGACAACCGUGAUAUGGGGCGGAGUACAUUUCUCACCGAUCGAAGGGUGAUGCCGGCAACAGCAACUACAAAUUCUGCAGAGGAUGAGACGGAUGUAUGGAAUACUAAUGCAUUUUCAUCUUCCUCUUCUUCACCGUCCUCUUCAGACUCCUGGUUUGGGGCGUUCGGCGACAGUAAACUACAUUUGAUGCGGUUGGCCUACUCUGGUGCUGUGUCAGGGGGUCGUAAGCUCCUACGUGAGGUCUACACAUUGGAGGACAUGGCGAGGGACAGUGUCGGUUUACUUGACGCGUUGAAUGUUCGCAAGGCGCAUAUUGUAGGCAUGUGUAUGGGUGGUGUGAUUGCGCAAUUGGUAGCCAUUUACCACUCCACACGUGUUGAGUCUCUUUCAUUGUUAUCAACGUACAGUGGAUCCUUGCAAGCGGGGCGGCCCUCUUUGCGUGAAGCAUUUGCAUUGGCCCAGGUUGUCACAUAUAUUGCAUGUAAAGGCUUUGCGGUGCCUGCUUCACUUCGAGGGAAAAAUGGUAAAAGCGGUCCUUCGCCAAAAGAGGAGGAGGCGUUGGCACACACAUUAGUGAAUCUUAUUGCACGUUUUGCGCCGGGAGCGGAGCCUUCCUUUUCCAUAGAUCGAAAGGCUUGUUUUAAACAGGUGCAACGCAUACUUCGGCGGAGUUCUGAUUUCAGUGGUGUCUUGCGGCAGUACGUGGCACUGCUGAACGCAAAAGACCGCACGGCAGGGUUAAAACGCAUUCAUGUGCCCACAGUUAUUUUGCAUGGCACGAAAGACCCCAUUGUGCCUUACGUGAACGGGAAACAGCUUGCCGGCAUGAUUCCGCAGGCCAAGUUUGUGACUCUUGAAGGAAUAGGCCACGUUUUACACCCCGCACUGCGUGAAAAGAUUAUUGAUACGCUUGCAGCAAAUAUGCAACAGUCAAGGCGUGGAAAACAAGGUUUGCCCACAACAUCGAGGCUAUGA